Molecule: messenger RNA, 1641 nt
Organism: Thyridium curvatum
Lineage: Eukaryota; Fungi; Ascomycota; Sordariomycetes; Thyridiales; Thyridiaceae
Exons: 2
Coding region: 1-1641 (546 amino acids)
Biological process (GO): rRNA base methylation
Cellular component (GO): nucleolus
Molecular function (GO): methyltransferase activity
Source: RefSeq, a predicted model, not a curated record
AUGGCUCUGUAUCAUGAGACCGCCGGCAUCCUAUCCGAGCCGGCGUCCCACGGCGGAAGCCUCAAGACCAAGGUCUUUGGCCGCAAGGAUUUAACGUCUCCUCCCGCCCAGGUCUAUGCUCUCGCUCUCGAGACGUGCAAGUGGAGUCCAGUCCUCAAGGAGGUCAUCGACAAUUCACAACUGCUCAAAGACGAGAAGAAGCUCACCCCGGUACUAGCCCUGUUGCUGGUCCAUGACUUCCUAUUGGCGAAGAAGGGCAUCGCUCUCCCCUCCUCACACGGAUUGAGGCUUUCCGUUGAACGGCACAAGGCAAGGAUCGCGUCAGAUUUUACCCGUUCACGCCUACGGAGGAAAUGCUCUACUGUGGAUGCGCUGAGGGAGCAGGUUGAACUCUCAAACAACCCGAGCCCCGUUCAUCCCCGCUGGGUCCGAGUCAAUGCAUUGAAGUCGUCGCUGCAGGAACAGCUCGAGACUACCUUUGCAAGCUUUGAGAGAGUAGCCACCAUCCAGGAGGUCUUGGUCAGGGCGACCGACAGACUCUACGUCGAUGAGCACAUCCCAAACCUCGUGGCCGUGUCUCCGCGGACCGACUUCUCCAAGAGCCAGGCUUACAAAUCUGGCGCCAUCAUUCUGCAAGACAAAGCAUCGUGCUUCCCGGCCUACCUUCUCGAUCCGAGCCCAGACGACGGCGACGUCAUCGACUCAUGCGCUGCUCCUGGCAACAAGACUACGCACCUGGCCGCAGUAAUCUACUCGCGUCGCGCUGAUCAGGCAGGUAGACCAGCUCAACAGGUCAUAGCAUUCGAGAAAGAUCAGACGCGUGCCAAGACACUGGAGAAGAUGGUCAGGCUGGCAGGCUCCCACGACUUUACAAGCCUCAACUUGGGACAUGACUUUCUGAGGACGGAUCCAGAUUCUGAGCUGUAUAAGAACGUUGGCGCUUUGCUGCUAGAUCCAAGUUGCUCGGGAAGCGGUAUCGUCGGCCGGGACGACAUGCCGGAGCUCCAUCUCCCCGGCAAGCCAGAGGCGGCCGGCAAGAAAGCUGCACAGGAUAGCCGCAAGCGCAAACGGAAGGACCCUGAGAGCGAAGCCAAUGUACUUGUCGACGAUGACGGAAACACGACGGUCGUCGGCUCCGAGAAAGAUCUCCAGGCAAGGCUGAAGGCGCUGUCCUCUUUUCAGUUGACCCUGUUGCUCCAUGCUUUCAAAUUCCCGAGUGCGCAGAGAAUCACGUAUUCGACAUGCUCGGUCCACGCGGAGGAGAAUGAGAAUGUUGUCCUCCAGGCGCUCCGGUCAGACAUUGCCCAGGAGAGAGGGUGGCAGAUUCUCCGACGCGAGGAUCAAGUGGAAGGAAUGAAAUCCUGGCCAGUUCGAGGCCUUGCAGAGAACCCGGCUCCUGGCUACGACAAGACCAUCGCAGACGCGUGUAUACGUGCUUACAAAGACGACGGCCGCGGUGUCAUGGGCUUCUUCGUUGCAGCGUUCGUCCGCGACGGGGCCGCGGUCCAGAGCCCUACAAGUAGAAGGCGCCGGAGCCACAUGGCUGCGGAUGGUACCGUCAAUGACAGUGCGCACCCUGAGAACAAGGCCGACCUGUCGGACAAGGAUUCGGACGACGAGUGGAGCGGUUUCGACGACUGA